UAUAAAUAUAUAUAUUUUUUGUUAAUUGACAGAGAAAGGGAAAGCCUGGUAAAAGAGAAUCCCUCAGUCUUAUAAAUACAGAUCUCUAAGAAAUUCUCCCUCAUUCUUUCGAACUUUGCAAUCUGUUUCCUCCUUACCAAACAACCCCAAACCCUCGAAUUUUUCUUAGGUUUUUCGGAUUAUCCUCUUCUUCCUAGCUCCUUUUCGCUAUGGAUUCUGAGGACGAUAUGAUGGACGCCAACGAUGUUGAUUCUGUGGACGAUGAUUUCUACAGCGGCGACAUGGAGGAGGAUUGUUACAGUGACGGCGAUGGCAAUGGUGGUGAGGAUUAUGAUGAUGAUGGCCCUGACUAUGAUUUCAUGGCCGAGGCCCCUGAUGAUCUUGAUGAUGCUGUGUUGAGCAGGACGCAGCAAAGUUAUACCGUCCUGAAGGAAGAAGAUAUACGACGAUGCCAAGAAGAUGAUAUUACUAGAGUGUCCACUGUCCUUUCAAUAUCUAGAUUUGAUGCAAGCAUCUUACUCCGUCACUAUAAUUGGAGCAUUAGUAAGGUGCAUGAUGAAUGGUUCGCUGAUGAAGAGGCAGUCCGGAAAUCUGUUGGCUUGCUGGACACACCAGUUGUUCAAUUUUCCAAUGCUAGAGAACAGCUUACUUGUGGGAUUUGUUUUGAACCCUUUCCUCACGAUAAGAUUUCCUCAGCUGCUUGUGGGCAUCCCUUUUGUAGGUCAUGCUGGUCAGGUUACAUUAGUACAACCAUAAAUGAUGGUCCUGGAUGUUUGAUGCUGAGAUGCCCUGAUCCAUCUUGUCGGGCUGCUAUCGGUCAGGACAUGAUAAAUUUGUUGGCAUCUGAUGAAGUUAAGGAUAAAUACUCUCGUUAUCUUCUUAGAUCCUACAUUGAAGACAACAGAAAGACAAAGUGGUGUCCUGCUCCAGGGUGCGAGUAUGCUGUUGAUUUUGGUGGUGGUGGUGGAAGCUUUGAUGUUUCCUGCCUCUGUUCGUACAGCUUUUGCUGGAAUUGCACAGAGGAAGCUCACCGUCCUGUGGACUGUGGAACUGUGGCGAAGUGGAUUUUGAAGAAUAGUGCAGAGUCUGAAAACAUGAAUUGGAUACUUGCCAACUCCAAGCCUUGCCCAAAGUGCAAGCGUCCGAUUGAAAAAAACCAAGGGUGUAUGCACAUGACAUGCACGCCACCCUGUAAAUUUGAGUUUUGCUGGCUAUGCCUUGGUGCAUGGUCAGAUCAUGGUGAGAGGACUGGUGGUUUCUAUGCUUGUAAUCGAUACGAGGCAGCUAAACAAGAGGGAGCGUAUGAUGAAGCAGAGAGGAGGCGAGAAAUGGCAAAAAAUUCUUUGGAGAGAUACACUCAUUAUUAUGAACGAUGGGCAAGCAAUCAAUUGUCAAGGCAGAAAGCUCUUGCAGAUUUACAUCAAAUGCAAACUGUGCAUCUUGAGAAACUUAGUGACAUACAUUGCACCCCUGAAUCUCAGCUCAAGUUCAUUACAGAUGCAUGGCUUCAGGUAGUUGAAUGCAGGCGAGUUCUAAAAUGGACCUAUGCAUAUGGAUAUUAUCUACCUGAGCAUGAACUUGCUAAGAGACAGUUUUUUGAGUACUUGCAAGGUGAGGCUGAGUCUGGCUUGGAAAGGCUUCAUCAAUGCGCAGAGAAGGAACUACAACAGUUCCUCAAUGCGGAAGGUCCCUCAAAGGAAUUUGAUGAGUUUCGAACAAAGUUGGCUGGGCUCACCAGUGUUACAAAAAAUUACUUCGAGAAUUUGGUUAGAGCAUUGGAGAAUGGUCUAGCAGAUGUGGAUUCUCAUGGUGCUUGUAGCAAAACAACUAGCUCCAAAAAUACAGUUGGUGUUGGCAAGGGGAGAGGUGGAAGAGGAAAAGGAAGCACUAAAUCUGGUGAUUCCAUCAGAAUUAUGGAUGAUUAAUAUAACUAUUCCAGGUCCAAGUUAGCCAGCAAUGUGCCAGGUAUGCUGCCACAACGGUUAGAACUUGUAAAUCCUUUGGUUGGUGGGAGCUACUUGGUACACAUGCUUCUCCAAGAUUCUGGAGGACUUAAUUGUGUUUAUUGUCUGGUGGCUCAUCUUUUUGUGAUGCUGCUCAAUGUGUGAAUGGUAAUUAAAAGUCAAAGAAGGAUUGGGAAAAAAAAAGGCUGUCUCUUUCUAAAGCAUUGUGUUUAGAGGGAAGCACCAGUCGUGGUGUAAUGUAUAUAUUUCUAUCUAUCAAGGUAUUGAGGUUCUGCAACUUGCUUUUUGUUACUUAUAAUAAUCCUAAUUCUGUCUGUGAAUGCUAAUAUACUCAUUUGUGAAAAGAAAACUGUGGCUUCAUUGGACUGCUUAA
This is a messenger RNA of Hevea brasiliensis (rubber tree), 2337 nucleotides long. RefSeq names its product probable E3 ubiquitin-protein ligase ARI7. Lineage: Eukaryota; Viridiplantae; Streptophyta; Magnoliopsida; Malpighiales; Euphorbiaceae. Gene Ontology annotation, molecular function: ubiquitin conjugating enzyme binding; zinc ion binding; ubiquitin protein ligase activity. Gene Ontology annotation, cellular component: cytoplasm; ubiquitin ligase complex. The coding region runs from base 210 to 1925 and encodes 571 amino acids. The transcript has 15 exons. Gene Ontology annotation, biological process: protein polyubiquitination; positive regulation of proteasomal ubiquitin-dependent protein catabolic process; ubiquitin-dependent protein catabolic process. The record is from RefSeq and is a predicted model, not a curated record.